AUGACACGAUCUAUCGAUCGAUUUGAAGCUAUAAUCAAGAACCAAAUCAAACGACACAGCCCAACUUUAACAACAAGCCUAAGCCACACCAUGUCGAAUCUAAUUACAAGUAUUAACGAAGAAAACAGCGUCGUGAAUGCAAAGCACGAAUGGAGGUCUAAUGAUGCUGAUUCCAGCUUCCACGACAGCCAUGAAACAAGUUCAUAA
Molecule: messenger RNA, 207 nt
Organism: Clunio marinus
Lineage: Eukaryota; Metazoa; Arthropoda; Insecta; Diptera; Chironomidae
Source: the annotation of a GenBank genome assembly